AUGGCGGAUCGCCUCACGCAGCUCCAAGACGCUGUCAACUCGCUUGCAGAUCAGUUUUGUAAUGCCAUUGGAGUGUUGCAGCAAUGUGGUCCACCUGCCUCUUUUAGUAAUAUUCAGACGACAAUCAACAAAGAUCAACCAGCUAAUCCUACAGAAGAAUAUGCACAGCUUUUUGCAGCACUUAUUGCACGAACAGCAAAAGACAUAGAUGUUUUGAUAGAUUCCUUACCCAGUGAAGAAUCUACAGCUGCUCUACAGGCUGCAGAAAUGAAA
Molecule: messenger RNA, 273 nt
Organism: Elephantulus edwardii (Cape elephant shrew)
Lineage: Eukaryota; Metazoa; Chordata; Mammalia; Macroscelidea; Macroscelididae
Gene: MED21
Product: mediator complex subunit 21
Exons: 4
Biological process (GO): regulation of transcription by RNA polymerase II
Cellular component (GO): mediator complex
Molecular function (GO): transcription coregulator activity
Source: RefSeq, a predicted model, not a curated record